Limulus polyphemus (Atlantic horseshoe crab) is the source of this 3437-nucleotide messenger RNA. RefSeq names its product 1-phosphatidylinositol 4,5-bisphosphate phosphodiesterase-like. The transcript has 28 exons. Bases 139 to 3078 code for a protein of 979 amino acids. The record is from RefSeq and is a predicted model, not a curated record. Gene Ontology annotation, biological process: phosphatidylinositol-mediated signaling; lipid metabolic process. NCBI's taxonomy places the organism in Eukaryota, Metazoa, Arthropoda, Merostomata, Xiphosura, Limulidae. Gene Ontology annotation, molecular function: calcium ion binding; phosphatidylinositol-4,5-bisphosphate phospholipase C activity.
CAGGUUCUGGAAUUAUCUCAGGUUAAUGAUAUUCGAGCUGGAGGGAUUCCUAAGGACCCAAGACUUUAUUCUGAGUUACAAAGUCGUAGAAAGGAUAAUUUGGAAAGUACCUCUUUGACAAUAUGUAGUGGCACAGACAUGGUCAAUAUCAAUUACACACACGUUGUGUGUCCAGAUGCAGAAACUGCUCAGUCAUGGCAACAAGGUUUACGAGCAAUCACAAAUAACAUUAAAGCUAGUAACGUUUGCCCAGUAACUUCGUUGAAAAAACACUGGAUGAAACUUGGAUUUCUUGUAGACCCAGAUGGAAAAAUUCCAGUUAGAAGAAUUGCCCAAACAUUUGCUUCUGGAAAGACAGAAAAGCUAGUUUAUCAGUGCAUUGGAGAAGUGGGACUCCCAUGUGGAAAGAAUGAUGUUAUUGAACAGGAGGAGUUCACAUUUGACAAGUUUUAUCAAAUCUAUCAUAAAAUCUGUCCUCGAAAUGAUAUAGAAGAACUGUUCAAUACUUUAACCCAAGGGAAAACUGAUCACGUAGACUGGAAAACUUUGAUGAACUUUUUAAAUGAGAAACAAAGAGACCCCAGACUGAAUGAAAUCCUCUAUCCUUUCUACAGUGAAAAGAGAGUCAAGGAAAUUAUUUCCACUUACGAACCAGAUUCAGAGAAAGCUCAGGAAGGUUACUUGACCCAAGAUGGAUUGAUCAGGUACUUAAUGUCCAAUGAGAAUGCACCAGUGUUUUUAGACAGGCUGGAGAUUUACAUGGACAUGGAUCAGCCUUUGUCUCACUAUUACAUCAACUCCUCCCACAACACAUAUCUCACUGGGAGACAGUUUGGUGGCCGAUCCUCGGUAGAAAUGUACAGACAAGUGCUACUUGCUGGAUGCAGGUGUGUAGAGCUGGACUGUUGGGAUGGGAAGGGAGAAGAUGAAGAACCUAUUAUUACACAUGGAAAAGCUAUGUGUACAGACAUUUUAUGUAAGGAUGUGUUCUAUGCUAUCAGAGACUGUGCUUUUGUAACAUCUGAUUAUCCUGUUAUUCUUUCAUUUGAAAAUCACUGCAGUAAAACCCAACAAUACAAGCUAGCCAGGUAUUGUGAUGAGAUUCUUGGUGAGCUGCUAUUGAAAGAGCCACUGCCAGAAUAUCCUUUAGAGCCAGGGGUGCCUCUUCCAAGCCCUAAUGAUAUGAAGAGAAAGAUCUUAAUCAAGAACAAGAGAUUGAAACCAGAAGUUGAGAAACAGGAAAUGGAAUUGUGGAGAAAAGGACAGUUACAAAAUGAUGAUGAGGAAGAAAAAGAAGAUGCAGCAGUGAAUGUAGAAGCCCUGACUACGGGCUCAGGAGAUGAAACAGUUGAUGAAAAGAAGGAGGUAAGUGAAGAACAAGUUGCCAUGGCAAAUUACCAGUAUACCGGUGCUACCACACAUGUCCAUCCUCUUUUGUCAUCUCUUGUCAACUAUGCUGAACCAAUCAAAUUCCAAGGAUUUGAUGUUGCAGAAGAGAAGAACAUUCACUGGAACAUGUCUUCAUUUGCUGAAACGGCAGCUCUUGGCUACCUCAAGUCUCAGGCCAUUGAAUUUGUAAACUACAACAAGAGACAGUUAAGUAGAAUUUAUCCUAAAGGAACAAGAGCUGAUUCUAGCAACUUCAUGCCCCAGAUUUUUUGGAAUGCUGGCUGUCAGAUGGUAGCAUUGAAUUUCCAAACACCUGAUCUCCCAAUGCAACUCAACCAGGGAAAGUUUGAAUACAAUGGAGGCUGUGGGUAUCUUUUGAAACCUGACUUCAUGAGACGUCAAGACAAGACUUUUGAUCCUUUUGCUGAGUCUCCAGUAGAUGGUGUUAUUGCAGCCCAAUGUUCUGUUCGUGUGAUAUCAGGCCAGUUCUUAUCAGAUAAGAAAGUGGGAACCUACGUGGAAGUGGACAUGUAUGGACUGCCAACUGACACUAUUAGGAAGGAGUUUAGAACAAGGAUGGUUCCCUCAAAUGGUCUGAACCCUGUCUAUAAUGAAGAGCCUUUUGUCUUUAGAAAGGUUGUGUUACCUGAUUUGGCAGUGAUCCGUAUAGCUGUAUAUGAUGAAAAUGGAAAAAUGUUGGGACAAAGAAUCUUACCUAUGGAUGGGUUACAGGCUGGUUAUCGCCAUGUUGCUCUUCGGACUGAAGGAAAUUUUCCCACAUCGCUAGCCAUGUUAUUUAUUUGUAUUGAGCUGAAGAUCUAUGUUCCUGAUGGACUAGGAGAUUUAAUGGAUGCCUUGUCUGAUCCAAGAGCCUUCUUAUCAGCCCAGGAAAAGCGAGCUGCACAAAUGAAAGCAAUGGGGAUUGAAGAAGCUGAUAUUCAGACUAAAGAUUUGAAGUUAGGAAGUUCAAAGAAAGAGGAAGAGAAAAAAGAUGAUUUUAAGAUGGAACCCAUAACUUCAGAGAGCCUCAAGGUUGAAAAACCUUUUCUUAAAUUGACCAGGAAGCAACAAAAGGAACUAGAUACUGUGAAGAAACGUCAUCAAAAAGAGAAAACUGGAAUCCAGAAGCAACAGUGUGUUGCAAUUGAUAAAAUCAUAAAAGGGAACAAAAGAGAAGACUUAGCAAAUGACCCUCAAGUUCGAGAAAUGGUGGUAGACCAAAUGAAACAGUGGUCCGAGAUGCUUGAAAGACACCGUCGAGAGGAGUGGGACCUCUUGAAAGCCCAUCUCCAACAACAGGGAGAUAUCCUUAAGAGACUAAUGGAGAUAGCCCAAGCUGGGCAAAUGAAACAGUUAGAAGUUAAAUUUGAAAGGGAAAAUAAAGAAAUGAAGACUAGACAAGCUAAAGCAUCUGUAGAGACAGCAAGAGAAGUUGCAAAUGAUAAAACUCUUCGGAACAAAGCAGAACGUGAGAGGAGGCUACGGGAAAAAAACAGCAACAACACCAAAAAGUUUAUUGAAGAACGGAAGACUGCUGCUCUAAAACAAGGAAAAGAACGUGAAAAGCUGAAGAAGGUUCAUGAAAAACAAGUGCAAGAUCUCAUCAAAGAUAUCGAAAACGCAAUAGAAAUGUACAACAAUGCUGAGACUGAAUAUAGAUUGGCAGCAAAAAUGGAGUGUUUCAUUUGAAUUGUUGAGGAGGUGAGAUUAUUGUGGGUGAGCAUUUACUUCUAGGUGUAAAAGCAGAUUGCUAUGUGGUAUGGCUUUGAACUUCUUCACAUUCCUACAGCCUGUGGAAUUUACCAUCUCUUCUUUUUUGACAUUACUUUUCGAUUUUGCUAAAGAUCUUUUUGGGUAACUUUUUGGCAUAUUUUUAAAAAUAUUUCUACUUUUACAAUGACCACUUUUAUGUGUUAACAAAUAAUACACACAUGUGUAAGAUUUAGUGCUUAUAAAUAUCAGCAAAAGCUCUGCUAUUUUUGUUUUUUUUUGCACAUUUAAACUUUUUCAUGUUCCUUUUUUAUUGUUAUUAUUUCUAUAUAAUUUAG